This is a messenger RNA of Moneuplotes crassus, 741 nucleotides long. Lineage: Eukaryota; Ciliophora; Spirotrichea; Euplotida; Euplotidae. The record is from the annotation of a GenBank genome assembly.
GCUGUAUACUAUUGAUAUAAAAUAUGUUCAAGGGACUUUUUGUCAUAUUUUUACUUACCAUUGCAGUCUGAGUAGCGAGGACUCCGGAUUCUGAGGAAUGUGACGCACAGAGAAAAUGAAAAGAACCCUUUACAAGCUGUAUAGAAGGUUAUUGAGAGCAUAAAGGUGUCUUUCCAGCUGAAUGGCAAGAGGUACUAGGAGCAAGCCUUCUGUUUGUAACGACUGCUAUGUGAAAUGCUGCUGGUAUUAGUGGCGGAGGGAUCAUAGUUACCAUUGGUAUAGGUCUGUUUUAUCUUUCGUCAAAAGAAGCAGUCGCUAUGUCCAACGUGCUAAUUUUCUUUGGAUGAGUUACUAGAUUCACUAUCAACUUUAAGCAGAGGCAUCCUCUUAAAGAUGCUACAUCGAUUGAUUAUGGUGUGGUAACAUGCCAGUUGCCACUUGUCAUGCUUGGCACAUUCCUUGGAGUGCAGUUGAAUGAGCUUUUGGCAGAAACUCUAAUUUUUAUUCUCCUUUUUCUGACCUUUGCUGCUCUGACAUAUCGAUCAUUUCGCAAAGGUAUUGAUGUUUCAAAGCGAGAGAAAAGAGAAAAGAAGGAAAGAGCCAAAUGUCUUGAUGAAACCAGACUACUUACAGAUCACCCUCAAGUAGAAUCAAUUAGUUCCAUAAAAGAGACAGAAGAAUAUAAAGAGUAAGUAAUCACAACAAGAAAGACCUAAUGGAUUUUACAGGACAGAAAAUGAA